Messenger RNA from Schistocerca cancellata (South American locust), 7281 nucleotides. RefSeq names its product breast carcinoma-amplified sequence 3 homolog (gene rudhira). Gene Ontology annotation, cellular component: cytoplasm. Bases 236 to 4378 code for a protein of 1380 amino acids. The record is from RefSeq and is a predicted model, not a curated record. Gene Ontology annotation, molecular function: protein binding. Gene Ontology annotation, biological process: response to starvation; autophagy. NCBI's taxonomy places the organism in Eukaryota, Metazoa, Arthropoda, Insecta, Orthoptera, Acrididae. The transcript is spliced from 12 exons.
GCAAUUUUUUCGCCAUCAGAUGUAUUUUGUGUAAUACAUUGCUUCAUUUUUUAACGUUACAUGCAUUAAAAAAUGUUAAUUGGUUUGUUGUGUGACAAAACUAAAAAAGUUUGUCAGCAUUCGCAAUGGCCUUGACGUCAUAGUUUACUACAGCUGUCAGGACUGACGCAGUGGAGUGGAAUGUAGCUUUAUGGAAGUUGUCAAAAUAUAACAGAUGUAGGUGAAAACUUGUACAAUGUCUGCUGAAUCUCCUCGUAAAUCCGUAAACCCAGCUGGAAAUGUCGUCUUGCCACAGCCAGUUAGUGACAGAUCCAUAAUUGAAAGCGUCGCAGGAUUCAUCAAUGAAGUUGUACCACAGAGUUAUUCAAGUUUGCCCCUGACUGAGGCUAGAGAAGUCAUUACAUGGGCGAGAUUUGAAAAUGCAGAUAUAAAUGAUCCAGCUUUGUAUCCAGAUACGUCUGAUGACAGAAAUGGUACUCCACCACUGCUUCUUAUAUUGGGCUAUGGAAAUGGCAUCCAGGUCUGGGCUAUUCCAGCAAGUGGGGAAGCCAUGGAAGUGCUGUCAUGGCGUCAAGGUGUUGUUCGCACGCUUCGUAUAUUACCGACACCACAAGACUCUGACCAGUUUUCUCAUAAAAGACCUCUAAUAGCAUUAUGUGACAGUGCUGGACCUGGUCCUCAUUUUUGUUCUUUAAGUUUUAUCUCAUUACGCUUUGGAGACCAGGUUAAAAGUAUCAAAUUCAAAAAUCCAGUGAGUGAUGUUCUAGCAAAUCGACGGUCUGUGGUUGUUACAUUUCCAGAACGUGUGGCUGUGUUUGAUGCAGCCACACUUGAGGAUCGGCUGACUGUCACUACAUGCUACCCGUGUCCUGGUCCUAAUCCAAAUCCAGUGGCACUGGGCCCCCGUUGGCUGGCAUAUGCUUCUCGACGCCUGUUACCUGCACGUCGAUCUUCUGGCGGCAGUGAGGGUGACGGUGUACAGUCCUACACUGCUGCUGUUCUUCAUGCAGCAAAAUCUUUAGGCAAAGGCUUACGUGGCUUGGGAGAAACUGUCGCCAGCAGCCUGAGUGCACAACAACGCGGUGGGGCAGGUGCUGUCGGCGUCCUAACUGCACCUUCCUCUACUACUGUUGAGAGUGGUCUCCAGCCAGGAAUUGUCACAAUAAUUGAUAUACAGGGAGCAGCGAGAGGCUGUGAUCGGGAGAGAAGCAACUCUGAGGAAGGUUCUACGGAGAACAUGGUUGCUCAUUUUACUGCUCAUAGUGAACCUGUUGUGGCUUUGGCAUUUGACUCUUCUGGUAUGCUGCUACUGACUGCCGACCGCCGUGGCCAUGACUUCCAUCUGUUUAGAAUACAGCCUCAUCCUUGUGGAUCAUCACUUGCUGCUGUACACCAUCUCUACACUUUGCAUCGUGGGGAUACCACUGCUAAGGUACAAGACAUAGCUUUUGCAACUGACAGCCGAUGGGUGGCAGUUAGCACACAUCGUGGCACAACUCACGUUUUUCCCAUCACACCCUAUGGUGGACCUGUUGGAACACGCACACAUGCUACUCCCCAUGUCGUUAAUAGACUGUCACGUUUCCACCGCAGUGCGGGAUUGACAGGUGAUGCGACAGCGACAGGGCGUAACAGCCCUGUGCCUGAAGCAGUUGCCUCGCCUCCACCACCUAGUGUGCCAUAUAGAAAUCCUCGAUUGCCUCCGUAUCCUCAUCCUACUACAGUGCAACCUUUGGCACAGGUACGGCAGCCCUCAGGACUCCACCCAUCAUCUGCACCUGCUUCUCCAUUGCCAAUUGGACCACAGCAGACGCAGCACCACCAACAACACCAACAGCAAGGUUAUGGCCGGAAUCCGUUGGUACGCCGCACCCAUUCGGCGAGCUCUGAUGAUGGUAUACCUCUCAGAGUAGCAGCUUGCUUUGCACCCCCAAGAGCAUGGCUUGCUGCUUCUCCCACUGGAGCUCGUGAAAAUCCUGGGAAGGCCAACAAACGAGCCGUAGAUUCCCUGUUUGUCAUGGCCUGUCAUGGCAGCCUUGUUGAGUACAGUUUAGAUCCAAGACAUGCAUCAGCAGUUCCCAAGGAGAAGGUUUGUGAUGACACACCAAUAGAACUGAAUGUCCACGCAAAAGCUCAGUGGGUGCUCCUACGCUCAACUUUAUCUGCUGAGCUGUCUCCUCCACUACUAUCUGACAAUCCACUACUGGCACUUCCUGAACGUCCAGCUCCUCACCAUAGUAGUGACGAUGAGACAGAUGCUGAUGAACGCUGGUUGUCACAGGUUGAAAUUGUAACUCAUGCUGGACCCCAUCGUCGUCUCUGGAUGGGUCCACAGUUCACCUUCAAGACAUAUAAUGGUACACCAGGCACUCCCCUCUCUUUACUGGAGGCAGAAGCUGUGGAUAUAGGCAAUGGAACUGGAUCACGACCAGCACGCUCCAAUCCAAUGAACAUGCCCAUUUCAACUGGAGGAACUCGACCUAUAGUACCAGUGUUAAUUGAAUCGGGAUCAAGUAGUAGUUAUGAGCAGUCACCAAGAUUAAUGGAGGUGUAUGGUGGAGAUGGUGUGGAUUCAGAUGGUUCUGCAGGUCCUGGUGAAAUACAAUUAAGAGAAGAUCUAGCAGAUGCCAUGAUGGAAAGCCCCGGAGUAGCUAUUCGAGACACAGGAAGAAGAAUGGUCGUUGGAAACAGAAGCAGCCCCAUAGGCAAGAGAUGUUCAAUUCCCGUCGAAAAAAUUGUGAACCCUGUGGGAACAGUUAUAACAGUGUCCGUGCCUUCGGAUGAGGAAGGAACCACCAUGGUGUCAUAUAAAUCAGUGAGGAACGUGAAUAUCAGUUCCUCCGAGGAAGAAAAUAUCAUGCAUUGGCCAACAAUAGUGAAGCCUAAUGUUCAUGAAGUAGGCGCUUGCAUUAAUGAUGCAGUUGUUGCUGCGGGUAAUAUGACUACGGACAGGGUUAACUGCAAGAAAAGUAAACAAGAAAAUCUUUCGUGUGCAUCUACUGAGAAAAAUUGUUUGCAAAUAAGAGUACAUCUGUCUGAUAAAACAUGUUUGGAAAAUGAAUUGUUGAUGAGAGAUGUGGUUCAGUCAACAAAUAACAAAAAAUCAAAGUUGAAACAAGAAUCUACAAAACAAGAAAGAAACCUUGUAGCUGGUAGUCAAAAAAAGGAAAAAAAUCACAAGCGAAUGAACUUAGAUAGUAUCACAGAAAGACAAAUGAGCACUGACAGCAUGGAUUUUAAUAUGAAAUCAAAGAAAAAUUGUGUGAUGGAUUCUCAUACUACAUCAAAAUAUUGUAAUGAAGAAUGUAGUCAAACUAUUGAGAUGUUGGAAGUUACAGAUACUGACAGACCUGCCUUGGAGAAUGUAAAAACAAACAUUGUUGCUAAAAAAGAAAAUGAGACCUCUGAUGCAAGGAAAAAAAAUUCAGAGACAACUCAAAAUAGACAGGCAACUGAAGAAGUUAAUGAUUCAUAUCUUGCACCUGUAAAGCAAGAAGAUAUUUUGGUACACAGCAGUAAAGAGGAAUAUUUUUGUAACUUAAAAUCACAGAUACAGCUUGAAAACAAGUGCACACUCCCAAGUUUAGAUUUAAGAAAUUCAAGUUUUGGUGAUAUUCACAGUUCUGUUUCUACAUUUAAUACAGAAUUCAGCAGCAGUGUUGUGCCUUCUGCUGCCAAAGUAGGUUCUCGUAAAAGCCAGAUUGAUUCCACAAAGACAGAAACUGAGUCUCAAGUGUUGAAUCUGGAGGACAGCAAUAUUUCAACUAAUAAAGCUGUGGAAGUCCCUUCUCCAAAGUUGUGGAGCAAAAUUGUAGCUACACCUCCCAAAGAUAAGCAAUACUGUCAGCCAGGUAAAUCAGAUAGUUCAAGUUCAUCUACAAAAUUAGAAAACAGUGACAGCACUACAGGGGAAGCAGUUUCUUUAAAAGCAGAAAAACGUGAUUUCACAAAUAGUUCACCACCACCUCAAAAGUGUUUGUCCCAAGUUUCUAAUGUCAAAGAAAUAAAUACUGAAAUUCUAACUCCAGAUGGAAUUACACAGAAGCAACUGGUACCCGAUAACUCACACUGUGAAGAUAUUUCUGAUCAUACCUUCAAGAAGAAAGUUGUCACAGCUUCUUUAUCUCUUAUUGACACUUCAGAAUCUAUAGAUGCUAGUAUCACACUAAGAGAUGAUUACAAUGAUUGUGUAAAAGAGCCAUCAGGGCUGGUCCCAGAUAAUUUGGAAAAAACACUCUUUCCCCAUAAGAUUGAUUCCCAGGUUGAAUCAGUGUCAGAGAGUGUAAUUUUUAAUGACGACGAAGUGGGAAGUGAUACUGGAAAUACUUCUUCACAGUCAAUAAAGAAAAGUCGCCGGUCUAAGAAAAAGAGAAGAUAACUGAAGGAAAAGUAAUAAUGAAAAAUUCUAUAAUAGUGUCUGACUUUGAUCUUGAGGUUGUGAAAGCUAAACUUGCAGUUAGCCAAAUCUGAACUGAGAUUACAUUAGUCAGAUAAAUACAGUGCCUAGGCAAUAAUGUCAGUUUAGUUGAUAGAUUUUUAUUAUUAUUUAUUUGUUGCUAUGUACUUGCAAGUGCCUGUACAUUAAACAAUGUUAUAUUAUGUGGCUGUUCACUUGACAAAGAAUGUGUGAGUUUAUUCAUGAUGACUGUUGUAUCUAAUACAAUACUCAUUUGUAAAAUAAUUGUCUUUGCAGACAAUGCAGAGUAGUUAGUCACUAUAUUUAUUUUCAUGUAGAAAUAUGUUUCACUAUCAUUCAUUGCAGUAUUAUUGCCAUAUUUAUUUACAGGCAGCUCUAUGAAAUAUAUACUUUAAAAGUAACGUCUUGUUUGAUAUCUUGACAAAAAAAAUUAUUUUUAUUCGAGCUUCACUAAGUGAACUUUAAUAAUGUUACUUUUACUUUUGCUGAAUUUGAUUUCAUUAUUUGAAUCAGUUUGUUGGAUUUUAUUCCAUAUUUGUGAUAUUACAUUAUUGUUAUGUGCUAGUAUAUAAUGGAUUUAGGAAAUUUAUUAUUGUACAAGAAGAAGAUUCUGAUAUCUAAAUCUCUCCGUCUAUGUGACAAACCAACAAAAUCUGUGAUCAUGUAAGUUCAUGAUAAAUGAUAUUCAGUAGAGAAGUAUGCAUGUGUGUCUGCUCUUAAACUGUUAUCUUGUAUAAGAUGUGUUCAUUGUAUCAUCUAUGAUAUGAGUGGUGAAUCUUAUUUUCUUUGUCAUCUUAAACAUGCCAAUAGUCAGCAAGAGAUUAAUGUAGUUUGGAACCUAUAAGAUAAUGCCUAAAAUUUCUACAUGUGCUCUGAGCAAGUCAUCCAAAAGUCUUGUGUGCCAAAAUUUUUUAUUCCUGAAUGAGAGAGAUUAGAAAACAUUUGGUAAGCACUGAAACUUGUGAUAUAUGACAGGAAAGAGAGAAAACAAUUUCAUGAGGAAACAUAGUUGUAGCUGUUUCAUAAUUACAUAACUGUGUACUAUUGUAAUACAGACAUGCAGCAGUAUAGAUGGUACAAAAUGUUUGUACUCUUCACUGGAGUAUGUGCUGUGUGACAGGUUACAACUGCUGAAUUCACUAUCAGGACAUUGAUGUAUACAUGUUGCCUGUGGGCAGUGCUUUUCGAAACAAUUCAGUCAAGUUUGCCUCAUGGGUAGUGCAAACUUCUCUUUUUUUUAUAGUGAAAGCUCCAGCUUUUAGAUUGUACAUGUGGUCUGUUUAGAUGGCCCAUGAAAGACGGUGUUCAAGUUUGAGUCCCAGGCUGGACACAAUUUUCCUGCAACUGUGUAACAAGAUGUUAUUGAUGUACAGAAAUUUAUGAAAGCAUGAACUGAUGGGUAAGAAAUAAAUUUUAUCAUUGCUGUAGUCCGUCACAAGAAUCUCAUUAAUAUUAUAGUACAAAAACAUAUUUUUAUAGGUCCCCAUAUUUCAACAGAUAAAAGAAUUUUUGAAGUGUGUGGUCAAUUUUCACUUCUGGACAUAUUUCUUAAUGUAUAUUUAGAGUCAUUCAUAUUCUUAGUGGCUGGAACAUGCAGAAUUAUUGUGUGACAUGCUCUCUAAUAUGCAAUGCAAAAGACAUUGUUGAAGUUUUGUUUUUUGUAUUUCUUAUAUAUUCAUUCUUCAAUGAAUGAUUGAAGCUACAGCACCAAAAAUUAGCUAAAAUUGCACUAGUUUCUAGGAUAUUCUGCCCAUGAGCAGAACUGGAUGAACUAUGCUUAUGAUAUCAUUUUCAUUAUCUUCAACUUUGAUAAACAUCUUUUGCAUCUAUUAUCUCCAUAUCUCACUGGGAUGUUGCUGGUUUAAAGCCACCUAAUUAAAACUUUGCCUUUUUAUUAUUGGAAAAAAAUAAAGAGCAGUUAGUUUUUGCCUAUAGUCUUUCAUAGGGAACUGGAACCUACCGUAAGUAGGAAAUCAAAAGCCGGUCUGGAACUGUGUGGCCCCAAACUUAAUGAACACAUUUGAGAAUUCAUAUUACAGGGUCAGAUUUUUUUCCUAAACUAAUGAUAAUGUUUACUAAAAUAAACUAAACAAGAUUAAAAAGGAGAAAAUGGUAAAAAUGUAAGGUAAAAUUUCACAGAAAGUACAAAUGAAUGUUAAAAGCAGAACAGCAGAAAAUGGGAGCCUGUGAAGUGUAGGAAAUGCAACCAAAAGGAAAUAAAUAGUAAUAAUAAUAAUAAUAAUGCUAGAUAGAAGUAGUGCUGAGCUGCAAACAGGCUUGUAGAAAAGGCUGACCAACAGCUACUCUUGGACAAAGUCAGUUUAGAGUGGCAGAACGCAGUUCUGACAGUCGUCAGUGGUUUUGUGUGUGUGUGUGUGUGUGUGUGUGUGUGUGUGUGUGUGUGUGUGUGUGAGAGAGAGAGAGAGAGAGAGAGAGAGAGAGAGAGAGAGAGAGAGAGAGUGCACUGUGAAGGAUAUUGUCCAGAAGCUUAGCUGUUGGUCAUCCUUUUCGGCAUCUCAGUCUGCCGCUCAUUACGCCUUCUAUUUGGUGUGUAAUGAUGUAUAUUAACAUGCGUAAUUGUACUCCAGACAAACAAACUAACAUACAGUUGUACUGAUGGUUGCUGGUGUCCAAAUGGCACAAUGCUUCAGCGAUUGAUCCUGUCACUAUCAUCAGGUGCACUGCUGAACUUACUUCCUGGUAACUUGAGGGCAGUGGGAGGGGAAAGGAUCAAGGAUACUCACGUCACCACCACCACCCACCCGUCCCACUCAUUGUUUCAUCUGUUGUCCCCUACAAGAGGCGCACUGAUAUAUCAACUCCUGCGGUUUAUAGCAUUUCAUAGUGCUGGUACACUGGCUUGC